AGGGCGGACUGCGGAGCGUCGGCGCGGGAUGUCGGAGCGGUCUGCGGCGCCGCGCUAUCUGCAGUGAUUGUGCCUGCUGACCGGCCGGCCGGCCCGGGUCCAAGAUGUCUGCGCGGCUGCCGGGACGCCAACACGGAUCAUCACCAUCAUGGAGAUCGACCUUGCUCUGGAUGAGGCAGUGGACUGGUUCGCGGAACACGGGCCCAGAGGUCGGUCUGAAGACCGCCAGCACCCGGACCCGGACCAGCUGCCAAAGCUCCAUCUACUAUUGGGUGAUUCCAUAGCAAAGGCCUCGAGACUCACCCCUCGCGACCCCGGAGAUCGGAUCCUCAACCGAGCACGCGGAGGCGAGACGUGGCGGUCUCUGAGCCGCUAUAUGGAGGAGGACGUGCGGGUAUGGCAAGACACCAUGGAGGCGGAGGAGCGGGCGCCGGGACACAUCAUCAUCUGGUGCUCCGGCAACGAUGUAUACCACCGGCAAAGCCCUCUGGUGAUCACCAGCCACCUGCUCGACCGGGUGGCUGCACUCGCGACGUCAGUGGUUGGCAGACUGGAGCCGCAUGCCGAGAAGGUGUACGUCCUCGGACCACUACCUCGACUGCUGGGCGCGGACCGCGGAGCAAAGUGGGAGCGGACUGCUGCGUUUCACCUGGAAAGAAGGCUGAUAAACACCCGACUUGGCGACUCCUGUGAGAUGAUCCGUCUGAGACGUUCCCUCACUAAGAAGAUGACGAAGAACACGCGCACGGUAGCGGAUGCGGGCUACCACCGCACCGACGGGGUGCACCUGUCGCCAGCCGGGUAUGAGAGGAUCGGAGCAUGUGGAGCAUUCCCCGGGUGGCUGCGCAUCUAAGCUGUGAUUGUGUUAUUGUUAAAAAAGUGCCCCAUGGGCACUUUUUGGUGGGGAGAAAUGUUAAAUUUAUGUGUUUCCUCCUUUAUUUUACCUUACCUCUGAACCUUGACUGCACCCCCUCUCCACCUCUGCCUCCCCACCGCGCUGUCCGCCGGCCGCUCGCCGUGCGCCGCCGGGCGGCGCGCGUAGCUGUGCCCCCACCGGCCGGCGCUCGUUGGCUCCGCCGCGCGGCGGCGGCGGUCGGCCGCGGGUGCACCGAGCGGUGAACCGCGGGUGACCGGCGCCCGGGGCGCCGGCCCGAGCCGACCGUAGCCGCGGCGUCAGAGGGGAGGGCAGUGCGCGUCAAGCACAGGUCAGGUACGGUUCGGGCUGAAGCCUCCCGUGUCCCUUCUGCUGGCGCCGCUCGGCGAGCUUGGGGUGGAAACCCACUCGUCCCCCUCCACCUCACCCUACCCUGGCCGUCCUUUAUCAAACUAUCCCUAUCGCUUCCUAACCUGCUAUUCCUUGUUUACCCACGCUAACCUGCCUUUUUUCUCGAGACCAUCCCUACCUAUUAUCACCUGGAUUUAACGUUAAGAGAGGGGUUUCUGGAUACCGUUUGUAUGUAAUAAG
Messenger RNA from Amphibalanus amphitrite, 1465 nucleotides. RefSeq lists its product as uncharacterized. The coding region runs from base 149 to 853 and encodes 234 amino acids. Gene Ontology annotation, molecular function: hydrolase activity, acting on ester bonds. Lineage: Eukaryota; Metazoa; Arthropoda; Thecostraca; Balanomorpha; Balanidae. The transcript has 2 exons. The record is from RefSeq and is a predicted model, not a curated record.